GAGACCUGUACUAGUUCCCGACCCCUAAAACAGGUAUACCAAGGCCUGUUACUGUUUGUUUUGUCGAUUUCACUUUAAAAUCUCAGAACUACCAGGGGACGUGUAAUGCUAAUGUUUGUGUAUAUCCACUCGUGGCAGGGUCUAUUGAACUGUGCUUUAAUCGUUCACUUAAAUCCAAUGAACCAUGGGCGUGAUUUUGUAUUAACUCCUAUAAAAGGAUUUCCUAUUCAUGCUGAAUCGAAUAUAACGUUACGGAAAUAGUGGGAUACAACUGAAAUACCACAGAUCAAGGACACGUGCGGUAUUGAUAAAACAAGUGGACUAUCGAUACGCCGUACCUCUUACCUGGCGGUAAGCAUGGCAGAUUUGAGCAAGUGUGGUUCUCUGGGAGUAAUAACUUGUGUAUUGAUUUUGGCGGUUUCAGCAUCGGUGACACAGAAAGUCUUAAACGUACCCCUGUAUGAAACCGGCCGUCUGUGGAUGUCGCAGUGGAACUCUCCUGCGUUUAGCCUUUUGACGGAUUUCUCCUCUGUGUUUACCUAUAUUGUGUUUGCUGUCGUUGUUUAUGUUCUGUAUAAACUGUACGGAUUUCUAUUCGUACCUAUAAACAGAAUUCGCUACUUGGGGGAUCUAGGGUAUGUGUCGGAAGGAGACAUCAAAGAAACGGUGAAUAGGGUGAGGAAAUUGAGGUCUGUUGGAGACAUUCCCCCGGUGUACCCUAAUGGAUGGUUUGGACUCAUUGAAGGAUUCAGGAUUGAACCUGGGAAUGCUCAAAAUAUAUCCGUAUUGGGUUUAAAUUUGGCCGUGUUUAGAGCAGAAGAUGGAAAAGUCCAUGUCAUUGAUACCUAUUGCCCACACAUGGGCGCCAAUCUCGCUGUGGGGGGCCGAGUUGUGGGCGACUGUCUGGAGUGCCCAUUUCAUGGCUGGCAAUUCAGAGGAAGCGACGGAAAGUGCAUCAAAAUCCCCUACUCUGAGAAAGUGCCUGAUAUCGCUAAAGUCAAACAUUACACCUCAACUGAAGUGAACGGCUGGAUAUAUCUUUGGUACCAUGCGGAGGGAUCGGAACCAACGUGGACCAUUCCGGAAAUUCCCGAAAUAUCCCGAGGAGACUGGGUGUACAAGGGUCGUACAGAGCACUAUAUAAACUGUCACAUAGAGGAAGUGCCAGAAAACGGUGCCGAUGUACAGCACCUGCAAUGCGUGCACACCCCAUUGAUGACGUCAGGCAUAGAUCUUCGUUACAUGUGGAACAAACUUUGGUCUUUUGGGUCUCAUUCAUGGACGGCUAGUUGGGAAUGCAACCCUCCGCCAGAGGAACACAUAGGAACCUUGACCUUGUCGCACUCUCUGAAUCUGUUCGGGAAGACUGUUAAUGCGAUAGAUAUGAAUGUCAAAGCCAGACAGAUUGGUCCUGGAAUUGUUUACCUCAAAUUCGAGUCAACUCUAGGAAAUGGGAUUUUUGUACAUCAUAUCACACCAACAGAGCCUAUGCUACAAAAGCUUGUACAUAAUAUAUAUAUACAGAAAUAUGUGCCAACAUUUCUAGCAACAUUCCUAAUGAUUGGUGAAGCAAUUCAGGUGGAGAGAGACAUCAUGAUUUGGAACAACAAAAGAUAUGAAAGAAAACCCAUGUUUGUUAAAUCUAAAGAGGACUCGUUAGUCGCUAAACAUAGAAGGUGGUAUUCUCAAUUCUACUCAGAAAACAGUCCCAGACUAAAGUUCCAGAAAGAUUCCUUGGAUUGGUGAAACUAGGACUUGAUUAGUGGUUUAAGAAAGACUCGUUAGAGUGGUGGAAUAUAGUCAAUAGGAUGUAUAACAGUAUUCCUUAGUAAUAGGGAAUUUAAAAUGGCUAAAUAAUGCUCUUUCAUUUUAUAAGUAAGAAAAUAUGUAUUGAUAUAAACUACGAACUCAAUAUCAGGUCGCUCUCUUGUUGUACCGAUGUUUAGAAUAUUGAUUAGUGUGUCAAAUUCAGACCGAUUUGAUGAUAUUUGAAACCACAGAUUGGAACAGCUUACACCUUUUUACUGAUUUUGAUUCUUUGGAACAUCUGUUGACGGUUGCAGAAUAGUCCUUGUAACUAAUCUAUAUCAGUAGUGUUUCAAAUCACUCUUACCACGUACGAGACGUGUUCUAUAAAGAUAUAAAAGACUCUUGCAAGUAUUACACGAACACGAUUCAGAACUGCUCACCAGUUUCUUAAAAUAGCAACAAAAACACGGACCUAUUUUCCGAAUAUUGUAAAUAUCAGACUUUGUUCACCGUGUACAAAUUGUAGUCACGUGACUUGCGAAUUUGGUAAUACAUGUACCAUUAUGAAAUCUGUGCACAAUCUUUUUUCUUGUGUAUGUGUGAUUUCUUUUGUUUGUUUGUUCAUAAAUUGUUGAAAGAAAGUUACUGUUUCCUUUUAAGCAGUACCUUGUUAUUUGUAUUGUCAAAGAAAUGUGGUUCGAUGUGGGGAAAACAUGCCUGUAAAAAGUCAAUGUUGUAGGUUGUGUAACGAGUUUAUAGAUGUGUUAGUGUUGGGAAAGUUGUGCAUGUUGAACAAAGUUGAGCAAACUCAUGGUCAAUACUUAUGAAUAUGAACACCAUAUGACUUUUUUAAAAGUUUUUUUUAAAUUUUUCUUUUUGGGGGUAGUUUAAAAAUACCUAACAAUAUAACGGAUUGAAUACUUGACUUACACUAUCCUGGCAGACUAUCUCGUGUAAACUCCUUACUCAGAUCCGGAUAGUUACAGGAUCACACGGAUCCGUGGAACGAGAAUUCCAAUCCGGCAGGGAAUCUUGUAGGCAAUGUUACAUUUCAUCUAUUAGUUAUAUUUAUUAAUUAGUAACCUUUACUUUUCGUUUAUGUCCAUUAGUUCACAUACAUCAUCAUUACCAUUAUAUUUAUUUAAAGAAUAGUAUUUUCUAUUGAAUCGAAAGCACGACAUCUUAAAAGGAUAAACAUACAUCUCAAUAAACGUAUAGAGAAUAUGUAGAUUGUGAAAUGUAGUUCAUGACUCUUAGAUAAGAUAAAAUGAAUUUUUAAAAAUGUACAUGACUGGUGGUUUUCAUGGUUUGCCUCGAAUUAUAUUUUCAAUCUGAAAAUUUUCGAAUGUAUAGAUGACAUGAAAACUCUUAAUAUUUUAUGCUAUGAUUCAUUCAACAUGCAUAAAAUACUAUAUGUAUUAAACAAGCUUGUGCAAAUUA
Ostrea edulis (European flat oyster) is the source of this 3189-nucleotide messenger RNA. Its product is annotated as cholesterol 7-desaturase nvd-like. Bases 358 to 1746 code for a protein of 462 amino acids. Gene Ontology annotation, biological process: chlorophyll biosynthetic process; cholesterol metabolic process. The transcript is spliced from 6 exons. Gene Ontology annotation, molecular function: 2 iron, 2 sulfur cluster binding; chlorophyllide a oxygenase activity. The record is from RefSeq and is a predicted model, not a curated record. Gene Ontology annotation, cellular component: chloroplast. NCBI's taxonomy places the organism in Eukaryota, Metazoa, Mollusca, Bivalvia, Ostreida, Ostreidae.